CGCCCUCAUCAGGCGCAAUUUGCCCAGCGAUCGGAGGAGAAUUUUGAUUGUUCGGUCCGCUGCGUUAACGUCCGUGUACAUUUCGAGCGGUGGGUGCGCGGACGCGUCCGGACCUCCUCUCAGCAUGCCCCUCAUGUGGAUGUGAAGCGGCCGAGCGAACAUUUGAAGCGGACCAAGUGAAAUGCAUCCCCGGAGCGCUGAACCUGUUCCGCCGCGCACACAAAGCCUGUGAAGCAGGCCGUGUUUUUCCGCACGCAGACACCGCGCCGAUGAUGCUCAAACAUGUCGGGGAAUCACUACAAAGGCCACGAAGUCAGCUGCUGCAUCAAAUACUUCAUUUUUGGAUUCAACAUCCUGUUUUGGCUGCUGGGCAUGGCCUUAGUUGGAAUCGGACUGUGGGCAUGGAGUGAGAAGGGGGUUCUGUCCAACAUCUCGUCCAUCACGGACCUCGGGGGUCUGGACCCGGUCUGGCUAUUCAUGGUGGUCGGGGGGGUCAUGUUCAUUCUGGGCUUCGCGGGGUGCAUCGGAGCGCUCCGGGAAAACACGUUUCUACUCAAGUUUUUCUCUGUGUUCCUGGGGAUCAUCUUUUUCCUGGAGCUGACGACGGGAGUCCUGGCGUUUGUCUUCAAGGACUGGAUUAAAGACCAGCUCAACCUGUUCAUCAACAACAACAUCCGGGCGUACCGGGACGACAUCGAUCUUCAGAAUCUCAUCGAUUUCACUCAGGAAUACUGGGAGUGCUGCGGGGCGUUCGGAGCCGACGAUUGGAACCUGAACAUCUAUUUUAACUGCACUGAUGGGAAUCCCAGCCGGGAAAAGUGCGGAGUCCCGUUCUCCUGCUGCACCAAGGACCCCGCGGAGGACGUCAUAAACACUCAGUGUGGAUACGACAUUCGAGCUAAACCAGACUCGGAGCAGAAGGACUACAUCAACGUGAAAGGCUGCGUGCCGCAGUUUGAGAAGUGGCUGCAGGACAACCUCACCCUGGUGGCCGGGAUCUUUAUAGGAGUUGCACUGCUGCAGAUUUUUGGGAUCUGUCUGGCACAAAACUUAGUGAGCGACAUCGAAGCCGUGCAGGCGAGCUGGGUGCCCCCCCCUCUCUCCAUGCGUCGACUCCCUCCACACUCCGGCAAGAAAGCAUCGGCUUACUACUCAUGAGACACACACACACACGCGCUGUAUGUGUGUUUGUAGCCGUUUCUUUACCUAAUGCUGACGCAGCAUUUCAAUUCUAACAGCUCUGGGCCUUCGAAGACGCCUCCUGGAACACACUGUCAGGCAGUAUUCAGAGGACUUCACCGCUCACCUGCACCGUCGUGUUUACUGAACCAGCACCUUCUUUCAAGGCACUAACAUGUGAAAUGCUCUGUAUAUAACACCGUGUGUGACUACUGUAAAAAGAUCAUCGUUGCAGGGGCUGGAUGAACGUGCACUACACGCAGACCGUCACCAUGCUCCAGUUUUGAUAGCGAUGUGUAGAGAGUAGGCGUUUUGAUACAUCUUUUUUGAUAUUAGAUUGGUAUUUUUCACUGUGGAACUAGCGCUCCAUUGCUACACCCGUCAUGUAGGACUGUUAAAUAGUUGUGUGCAAGAAACUGAGGAUCUGCUCAUUUUAAAGUUAAGUGCUUGCUUUGUGUACCUGUGCACCACUUGUCCUGGUUACACUGGUGGUUCCAGACGUUCUGAAACUCACUUCUGAGCUGAAAGCAGGAUGGCUUUUGUUUUUUUUUUUCUUCCUCAAAAUAACACUUUUAGGAUUUUUGUGUCACAGCAGAUUCCAGGACACCCUCGCCUACAUAAAUUGCCAUUUACUCAAAAACAAGAAUGAUUCCUGCUCAGACUGUCCAACAUCAGGAAAGAUGAUGAGCUUCUGCAGACACUGACUCAUCCAGCAGCAAAGAGGAAAUGACUACAGAGUACUUUUAGCUAUCUUAAUGAGUCACUACUCAAUUAACUGUGGUUAGAUGUGCAGGUCUGGGUAUCAAACCUCACUACUCAUCAAGCACCACAUCCUGCUCCUGGUCAGAUACUUUCAUCAGAUAUUUUCGACUAGUUCAUCAGAUGAAGCUCUUGUUUUGGUUGCUAUAAUUAUUCCUCCUCUCAGCGCUGGCUGUGAAACGAUCCCUUCGCAGCGUGAAAUCCACAGCCCUCGUUCUGGAUGAAAAAUGCUGCUCAAGCUGAAGCUUCAACAGGUGGAGUUCGCUCAAUCGAGCAGGUAUCAGCAGUCAGGUGUGUGUGUGGGUUUACUGCUGCCGUGUUGGCUAGAGCUGUACCUACAAAUGCUUUUUGUACAGAACGAGGAUUUUAGGUUUUUACUGCAACAGAGUGAUUUCCUCUAAACCAGCUUGGUGAUGCCCAGUCCAGCCACACUUUACUCCAUUUAUAGAAGUCACUAAUUCUUACAGUCUCAGGACGGCCCUGACAGUUUGAAAAGUGAAAUCCUUAAUUCACACCUUUGUAAACAUUACUGGAUAAGUAUGAAGGAGCAAACAUGUUCAAGUCCUGAUCCACGUAUGACUCCAACAUAUUUGUCACCCCUGUCAUUUCAUUUCCACCACCAAGGAGAUGAUGUUUGGUGUUUAGAACAUGAGCUACCUAUUUUAUGAGCAUUUUCAGUAUCUUCUGUGCACUUCGUGAAACGAAAACAAAUCUGGCAAACGCAUCCCACGAUUGUCUUUCACUACAUGCAUUUUAGCGCAGAAUUGCGCCGCAGAAACUGUUGAAUGAACAGAAUCCUUCAAUCCAGCCCAGAGAUUCAAAUCUGGAAUUCCACAACAGAAAAUGUUCAGACGUUGAUUUUUGCUCAGUGUUCCUUCGAUGGUUUAAAGCGAUUCUUCGCUGAGAGCAUGCAUCACUUGUUUUGUUUGUAGCAAAGUAUUUUAGCAGUGAAGUAUGUUUUCCUCGGCCUGUUAUUGUGGGACACGCUCUGAAAAGUUUUUAACUGCUUAAAAAGGGAUGAACACUGUUUUUAUACUAAAUAUUUAUUGUAUGUUUAAUUUGGUUUUUCUUACUUCCCCGGUGUGUCGGACAGCUAAACAUUCAGUGCUGUUAAAGUUGCUCAGCAGAUAGAGUUUAUGUGCCAGGUGUAGGAGGUUGUAAAAUGCUCUGACGAGCUGUUCUCUGGUCCUGCUGUACAGACCUCUCAUCACUACCUGCACCACUUCCAACGAUUGUUUAGAUGCUCACAGUAUAUCCCACAAGCAUUGUAAUGUAACUACCUCCUAAUUUCCUCGUCUCAUGUCCUGUUGAAAUUGGACUGAUUUUAAUAUCAAGUAAAAUUAAUUAAUAAAG
Molecule: messenger RNA, 3291 nt
Organism: Chelmon rostratus (copperband butterflyfish)
Lineage: Eukaryota; Metazoa; Chordata; Actinopteri; Chaetodontiformes; Chaetodontidae
Gene: tspan5a
Product: tetraspanin 5a
Exons: 11
Coding region: 283-1158 (291 amino acids)
Biological process (GO): protein localization to plasma membrane; regulation of vascular endothelial growth factor signaling pathway; protein maturation
Cellular component (GO): membrane
Source: RefSeq, a predicted model, not a curated record